CGUUCGGGGCUUAUCGGGGCCCUGCCACACGGCUGGCCCUUUAUCAGCGCAGGCCUGGCACGGCCGGUGCAGUGACGGUGCCUCCUGCCCCAUGCACACACCCCCGGAGAUGUGUCUGUGCGGGGCCGUACUGGCCCUGUGCUGCACGGCAGCUGCGGCCUGGCUGCAGGUGUCCGUGGGCCCCUCGCCGGGGCGGGGACGCCCCGGGCAGCGCGUGGUGCUGGAGAGCCUCUUCGGGGCCGGCGACCCGCCCCUGGACCGGAGCAGCUGCAGGUGCCGUGGGGGCACGAGGGGCGCACGGUGCUGGAGCUCGCCGGGGCGGGGCGGGGCGGGCGGCGCGGGCGGGACCCAGCCUGGCCGAGGACGAGGGGAGGAGCUGGAACCUCUCGCUGGUGCUGCAGGGCGUCACCCCCAGCGACAGCCGGGCCUGGACCUGCUGCGUCCUCUGCCCGCCGACCAGGCCCAGGGCAGCCUCACCCUGCGCGUGGCAGACCCGUCGGCGCCCCCCGACGCCUGCCCCCUAGGCGGGGGCGCCCCACGGCUGCGGCAGCUGGAGGAGGCGAUUGGGGGCUGCGUCCGCUCGGCCAGCGAGCUGCAGGGGCACCUGGCCUGGCUGGCUGCCGAGGUGAAGAGGUGUCUGGGCAGCCCGGAGGCCGAGGAGCGCCCGCCCCGGGCAGAGGCUGCGAGCGCCAACCGGACGGCGCAGGCCUGAGCCCGGGGGUCGGGGGCUGGUCGUCCGCCCAGCGCCCGCUGGGCUUGCAGCGUCCCCGGGCACAGCCCCCGCAGCCACGGGGCUGGGAUCCCCGGGGACGGACGGGGACACCCACCUCCUGGCAACGGCUUCGUGUCUGCAGGGCGUGACCGCCACUCCGGGGGGCCGGGAUCCCGCGCCUACAGGGGGACACAGGCCCCGUCUGCCCUGUGGGGCUCUGGGCUGACUUGAGCCGCUGGGGACGCCGGGGGCCGGAUGUCAGAGGGGGAGGCCGGCUGGGUACAGGGGCUGACGGCUGGGCGCCCGUGGGGGGUCUGUGUCCCUGCCCUGCUGGCUGAGCCGCUGGGAGACCCCGGGUAGCGAGCUGGGCGGGGACCGCGGGGUGGGGGCGUCCAUGGGGGGCUGUUGUUCGGCGUGUCGGGAGGGGGCUGCGCGGUGUGUGAUCCCUGCCCAGCGCGGUGCCAGCUGCAGCGCACGGAUAAGGAAUAAAACGCUGGGUUGAUCAAUACAAAGUGACGCACGCUGGAAAACAUCAUCCCAACGACAGGCACAGGAUGAUGGGGCUGAAUGAGCUGUCACCACUCCAGAGAGAUCUCGGAGUCACUGUGGCGAGGUCUCUGAAAACACCCUCGCAAUGGGCAGCGGCCGACACAAAAGCGACCAGAAUGCUGGGAAUCCGCAAGAAAGGGAGAGAGGAUAAGGCUGAACGUAUCAUGUUGCCUCUCUAUCGAUCCCUGGUUCGCCCACGUCUUGAACACUGGGUGCGAUGUGGUCGCCCCAUCUCAAAAAAGAUAGACUGGAAUUGGAAAAGGUUCAGAAAAAGGCAACAAUGGUUAGGGG
Molecule: messenger RNA, 1552 nt
Organism: Chelonia mydas (Green sea turtle)
Lineage: Eukaryota; Metazoa; Chordata; Testudines; Cheloniidae
Exons: 3
Coding region: 92-712 (206 amino acids)
Source: RefSeq, a predicted model, not a curated record